AUGUCUAUGAUUCAUAUGCAAUCUGAUGAAAGAUUGUCGAAAAUAGAAACAGCAAAAAAAUGCAAACAAAUUUAUUCGGAAAAUUACGGAAGAAAUCAAUUUUCUACAGUAACUCAAAUGUUAAACUAUACAAUGCAGUGCACAUCACAGGAGUUUACUCUACUUACAUUUCUAUUCUCUAUGGACUAA
Messenger RNA from Clunio marinus, 189 nucleotides. The record is from the annotation of a GenBank genome assembly. Lineage: Eukaryota; Metazoa; Arthropoda; Insecta; Diptera; Chironomidae.